This is a messenger RNA of Salvelinus fontinalis (brook trout), 8179 nucleotides long. It is a transcript of the gene pgbd5, whose product is annotated as piggyBac transposable element derived 5. Bases 407 to 1966 code for a protein of 519 amino acids. The transcript is spliced from 7 exons. Gene Ontology annotation, biological process: non-replicative DNA transposition. The record is from RefSeq and is a predicted model, not a curated record. Lineage: Eukaryota; Metazoa; Chordata; Actinopteri; Salmoniformes; Salmonidae. Gene Ontology annotation, cellular component: nucleus. Gene Ontology annotation, molecular function: transposase activity.
GGCCAGUACAGGAGAGCAACCAGGUCAGCUGACAUGUAGAUGCCGCGUAUUUAUUGAGGUCUCUACACAGUACGAGCCACCAACGAAAUAGCUGGCCCAACCAGGAUGCGCAGAGAUUGAUACAUAUUGAUAAUUUCGGUCUCUGUACGCAGCGCGGAGGGGAACUUCAGUAGCCUUGAUGAGGACAGCUCCCCUCCGGUCGAUGCUUUGAAGAAAGGGGAGAGUCGAAGUUAUCGCAUCACAAGUCAAGUCUGCAGUAGGCCUAGCAGAAUUAUCAAACGCGCACAGUGGGGAGUGGGCUGUCAUCUCCCGUGGGUAGGUGUGUGUGUGGCACGGGUUUUCCCCCAGUAUAGUUGCAUGCCGAAUAUUGUGCGGUGUGGUAAGCUACCAAGUGCAUCGACCAGCGAUGGCGGAAUGUGGAAUGAAGGCGCUUUCUGUCCUGGAGGCGGCCCGCUCACGCUACGAAAGCUUGCAGAUUUCAGAUGAUGUUUUUGGGGAAUCGGGAGAUGACAGUAGCGACAAUCCCUUUUACAGCACUUCGGGUGACUCGAAUUCGGAUAACUGUUGCUUGGAGGCCGGGGAUGAUCAAAGGGCAGGUGAGACUGGGAAUUGUCAAAACGGAGGUCCACCCGGCUCUAUCUCAAAGACCCAAGCAGAGAAGGAUGGAUGGAGCGACACACUGCAAGAUAUCACGGUGGCCCCCUACAACGACACAUAUGGCCCUAUCCAGAGAAUGCCAGCCACAGCCACUUGCAUGGACUUCUUCCAGCUCUUUGUGCCCGACAACGCCAUCCAGAACAUGGUGACGCAGACCAACAUGUAUGCCAAGAAGUACCAGGAGCGCUUCGGCAGCGACGAGGGCUGGCGGAAUGUGACGGCGGCUGAGAUGAAGGCCUUCCUGGGCUUCGUGACUUCCACCAGCGUUCACCGCUGUGAGUCAGUGCUCAGUAUCUGGAGCAGCGGCUUCUUCAGCAAUCGCAGCAUUGCACUCAAGAUGAGCCAGGCACGCUUCGAGAAGAUCCUCAAGUACUUCCAUAUCGUGGCCUUCCGCUCCAGCCACGGCAGCCAUGGCCUCUACAAGAUCCAGCCCUUCCUGGACUCACUGCAGCAGUCGUUCGGCUGCAGCACCUUCCGCCCCUCUCAGACUCAGGUGCUCCAUGAGCCUCUGAUUGAUGAGGACCCGGCGUUCAUCACCACCUGUACAGAGAGAGAGCUGAGGAAGAGGAGGAAGCGGAAGUUCAGUCUGUGGGUCCGCCAAUGCACAUCCACUGGCUUCAUCUGUCAGAUCUAUGUGCAUCUAAAGGAGGGCCGGGGUCCUGAUGGGUUGGCCACCCUGAAGAACAAGCCUCAGCUCCACAGUAUGGUGGCCAAACAGCUGUGUCAGAACCUCUCAGGCCGCAACAGCAUCAUCUUCACCGGACCCAGCAUCACCAGCCUCAACCUGUACCAGGAGUUUGAGAAACAGGAGAUCUACUGCUGUGGGCUGCUGAGCACCAGAAAGAGUGACUGCACCGGCCUGCCCCAGUCCAUGCUGGUGAACCCUGAGAGCCCCCAGCAGAGAGGCCAGUCCUGCAGCAUGAUGAGAGGUAACACCUCCCUCAUCAGCUGGUACAACAAGGGACACUUCCGCUUCCUUACCAACGCCUACUCACCCACCAAGAAAGGGGUGAUCAUCAAAAGGAAAAGUGGUGAGAUUCCCUGUCCGCUAGCUGUGGAGGCCUUCGCUGCACACCUCAGUUACAUCUGCAAGUAUGACGACAAGUACAGCAAGUAUUUCAUCUUCCACAAGCCGAACAAAACGUGGCAACAGGUGUUCUGGCUGACCAUCAGCAUCGCCAUAAACAACGCCUAUAUCAUGUACAAGAUGUCCGAUGCCUACCAGAUCAAGCGCUACAGCCGAGCGCAGUUUGGAGAGAGACUGGUGAGGGAGCUGCUGGACUUAGACGACUGCUCUCCUACCCAGUGAGGCGACCACAUAAUCUUUGUAAUAUACGCACACACAUACUGUGUACACACACUGUCACACGUCUCACACGUACCCACAAACACACACUGUUCAUCACAUGCAAAACACUAACACACACUAACCAAUACACUAAUAGAUUUGUUCUUUACAAUUGUAGACACUGGGAUAGGUCAUUUCUUAAAUGAAACAAUAUUUUAACAGUGCCAAGUCUGGGUUAAAUGGGUUGGGGAACCAAACCUCCAGGUUUGGAGAGCAGGUCUCUAUAUCUGAGUCGGAACGGUCUAUAGAAUAAAGUUUCUUUACUGAGGCACAAAGCAGAGCCAUUGUACAGUACACAUGUCUCUAUUGUUAUUGUCACAGGCUGCAUGACAAAAACGCAGUUGGAUAAUGUACUGUUGUUCAAUGUGCAGAUUUCUUUUUUUUGAUCUGGUUAAACAUUGUUUCCAUGUAGAGCAAUGUCACUCUGUAAUGUAAAUCUAUGAUUCUAUUCAACCACCUAUGGAGCAACAUCUGGUGAGUUCUCUCCAAGAUAGACCUGAACCACUAAGAAGAAAUACUUUAUGUGUAUGUCGGUAGGUAUGUAUGUAUUACAGUACCAGUCAAAAGUUUGGACGCACCUACUCAUUCAAGGGUUUUUCUUUAUUUGUACAAUUUUCUACAUUGUAGAAUAAUAGUGAAGACAUCAAAACUAUGAAAUAACACAUAUGGAAUCAUGUAUUAACCCCAAAAAGUGUUAAACAAAUCAAAAUAUAUUUUAGAUUCUUCAAGGUAGCCACUCCUUGCCUUGAUGACAGCUUUGUAUACUCAUUGCAUUCUCUCAACCAGCUUCACCUGGAAUGCUUUUUCAACAGUCUUGAAGGUGUUCCCACAUAUGCUGAGCACUUGUUGGCUCCUUCACUCUGCAGUCCAACUCAUCCCAAACCAUCUCAAUUGGGUUGAGGUCAGGUGAUUGGAGGCCAGGUCAUCUGAUGCAUUACUCCAUCACUCUCUUUCUUGGUCAAAUAGCCCUUACACAGCCUGGAGGUGUGUUGGGUCAUUGUUCUGUUGAAAAACAAAUGAUAGUCCCACUAAGUGCAAACCAGAUGGGAUGGUGUAUUGCUGCAGAAUGCUGUGGUAGCCAUGCUGGUUAAGUGUGCCUUGAAUUCUAAAUAAAUCACAGACCAGAUCCUCCAUGCUUCACAGUGGGAACCACACAUGCAGAGAUCAUCCGUUCACCUACUCUGUGUUUCACAAAGACACGGCUAUUGGAUCCAAAAACACUAAAUCCAUUGCUCGUGUUUCUUGACCCAAACAAGUCUCUUCUUAUUGGUGUCCUUUAGUAGUGGUUUCUUUGCAACAAAUCGACCAUGAAGGCCUGAUUCACACCGUUUCCUCUGAACAGUUGAUGUUGAGAUGUGUCUGUUACUUGAAUUUAUUUGGGCUGCAAUUUCUGGGCUCGUAACUCUAAUGACCUCUGCAGCAGAGGUAAUUCUCGGUCUUCCUUUCCUGUGGUAGUGAGAGCCAGUUUCAUCAUAGCUCUUGAUGGUUUUUACGACUGCACUUGAAGAAACUUUCAGAGUUCUUGAAAUUUUCCAGAUUGACUGACCUUCAUGACUUAAAGUAAUGAAUGACUGUCAUUUCUCUUUGCUUAUUUGAGGUGUUCUUGACAUAAUAUGGACUUAGUAUUUUACCAAAUAAGGCUAUCUUUUGUAUACCAACCCUACCUUGUCACAACACAACUGAUUGUCUCAAACGCAUUAAGAAGGAAAGACAUUUCACAAAUUAACUUUUAACAUGACACACCUGUUAAUUGAAAUGCAUUCCAGGUGACUACCUCAUGAAGCUGAUUGAGAGAAUGCCAAGAGUGUUCAAAGCUGUCAUCAAAGCAAAGUGUGGCUACUUUGAAGAAUAUAUUUAGUUUUGUAUAACACUUUUUUGGUAACUACAUGAUUCAAAAUGUGUUAUUUCAUAGUUUUGAUGUCUUCCCUAUAAAUCUACAAUGUUGAAAAUAAUAAAAAUAAAGAAAAACCCUUGAAUGUGUAGGUGUGUCCAAACUUUUGACUGGUACUGUGUAUCUAUAUAUACAUACACGUGUGUGUGUGUGUAUAAGCCCAGGAUCCUUCCAUUAUGUUUAAAUUAAAUAUGGAGGAGUAGAGUCUGCACUACAUUUCAUUACCAUCCCCCUUCCAGAGCGCUUGUCAUCCUGCUGAUACUUAAUACCUGAAAUGGGAAAUGUCCUGCUUACCAGGGUAAUGCUUACUGUACUCAGUAACUUCAUAUCUCAGUCAAUAGGAACUAUGCAACUGGUCAUCAGAUCAUAUGACUGGCAGUCCCUAUUCUCAGCCAAUUGGUCCAUCACUGUAUAUUUGCAACAUCAUUGAAAGUUCUGGAUGGUGUGACUUGUGUUCAGGUUUUCAGACCGCAAAGGGAAGGGUUGAUGAUAUGAUAAAUUAUUCCAGUUCUUGCCAAUGAUGACCACAUGAACAUUAAUUUGGAUGAAGCCUACAGUUGUUCUACAACAUGACUACUGUCUCCAUGUGGCGUAGUCUUGGAUAAUCAAGAGCUGCAGGGGUCAGUUCAGUUCAACUCUAGAUUAACACUCUGAACUGUCCACAGCAAACCCUCACUCCCUGACAGACCACACAGACUAUUUUCAGUUCAGUUCAUGUAUGAUGAGCCUCUGGCUCAGCUGGGGAGCUAAGAGCUUUUCUCCACAUGAGUCAUGCCAGUGUGGCCCAUAUCAUCAUAUGGGCCACACUGUAGUCACGUCCACCGUCCAAACCCUGGAAGCAAGCCAGAAGCAAGCCUGACAUUGAUCUAUACAGUAUGUAAGUUGAGUUUAAAUUAAACAUUACAUACCGUCAGCCAUUAAUUAUCUCACUCCAAUGAUGUCACUAAAAGAUGAAGAGAAGAAAACACCAGACCCACGGAAGUUUGUCAAUGUUAUUCCUUUCAAAUGGGCUUAGAAGAAUGGAUCCUCCUAAUCUGCCAUAAUGACUUUGUGAGGCUGUGGUCUUGCCUCUUGUGUGGGGACAGUAUAGCACCCCACUGUGCUGUAUGUUCAGCUGCUUCAAGUCAGUGAAGUGAAUGUCACCGUGGAUUAAUGUAUCUUUGGCCAAUAGAGAAUGUAAUGUCAGUGUAAAAGUGAAAUCAAAGCUUUCAAUUGUGUGCAAUUCCAAAGUCCACGCACACAGGCCUAUUUUGUCCCUUGGCCGAUGACAUACAAUCGUGCUUAUCCGCUCCUUGCCACUGUGACUGUGUUAUUGAUGUGUGAAGUGUUUGGGAGAUUUGUACAACUGAGGCAGGGUUGUCCUAGCUAGGGCACUACUCAUGCACUUUCGAUGGUCCUGCACUUUAAGCAAUUCAAUAACGGUGUUUACUAAAUAUCCCUAGCUUUGAUCAAUUCCUUUAAUUAAUGGUGGUACUAAAUGCUUCCCCAGAAAAUAGAUGAGUUAAUGACGCACUUUAAUACUCUAUUGUGAAAAUGUGUUUUGUCGCAGUAUACUGAAGGUUUCAUUCUGUUUCAUUGCUAUCGCCUAUGUUUCCUCUAAUUGAGAGCUUGACCAUUCUAUGAAGAAGCAGGAAAUCCAUUUUUAAUAGAAAGGGUAAUUAUUGUCUGAGUGCAGACUUCUGCAACUGAGUGCUACAAUAUUUAUGCAGGAAUGAUUUAAAGGGGACAUUGCUGAUCAACAAAAGUACACAAAGAUGAUGAAUACUACAAGCCAAUGAAAAGGAAUUAUAUUCUAAAAACAUGAAUAUUUACCAAAAUAUAUGAUGUCCAUAUGCUAUUGAGGUACAUUUGUUUUGUUUUUGUGUGAUUAUAGUUCUAUCAGGGUCUUCACUUUUAGGUAAGACACAUGAUUGUGAUUUUUCACCUUUUCCUUUUCCCCGAAAAAACAUUGUCGUUCUUGUGUAUGUUUGUGUGAGAUCACUAGUUCUGUGCACUGAUCACUGUCUGAAAGAUUCUCUGACAUGCCAUAAGUAUGUUAAUGAUGCUAAUAACAAUGCUCUUUUGUUCUAAAUUGUUAUAUUGAUAGACACCAAGAAGUAUGCAUGAUACAGUCAACAACCUUUUCAAAGUAAACACUUCAAAAUCAAAUAUAAUAUCUUUAAAUGAUUGUCUGUUUGCGGUAUAUCUUAAUUAGUAAUCAAGUCCUUGGAUGUGCUCUAAAAUGUUCUGUAUGUGUAGUGUUACUAAGCGAUGUCUAUUAGGCCAUAUUUCAUGUUAUUAAUAUCACGAUGGCCAAGUAGAGAGCAGAUGACUCAUGUGUGGUGAUCUGUUAUUGCUACUCUGAGUGAUUUCAUGAACCAAUUAUAAUCAGGAGAGAUGGAGGGCUGUUAAUCCCCCUCCCCCUGUAUUCAGUUUUAAUCAGAACUGCUUUAGUUUAAAUUCUCAGGUUGAAAUUGUAUGAUCUAAAAUUUACAAUAAGAUAAAACAUGAGUUUUAUUUUAUUGCCCAGCCAUGUAUUAGAUAUAUUCUCAGUGCCUUUUACAUAGAACAUCUCCUUUUCUUACCAGGCAUUUCAUGCCAGUAUCAUGUGGCAACUUCUGCAGAGAAUAUCUAAAUAAAUAUAUAAUUUAUUCAAGAUGGAUAAAACAAACAAAAAAUGACAGUUUACCAUCUAUAUAGUGCAUCUGUGUUCAUUAAAUUAUUUUCUCACUCCAGGAUUAGAUUACUAGGUUUAUUGUUCAACCCUUACAAUAUUUGGUUCUUUAAACAAUCUACUAGAAAAGACAACAGACAUAAACUAUAUCAAUGGCCAAGCCAUAUCCAAUUCCUGAGGCCAGAUAUUUUUAUAAUCUUUGGCCAUUUAUCAUUUCCUGAAAUGUCUUUGUGUCAAUCUGAUGUCACUGUAAUUCCCUAGCUUCUGAGAGGCAAUGUUAAUUUACCAUUGCUCUGUAAAAUUAAUGAGGUCAGUUGAUUGACAGCCCACUCAGUCUAUUGCCACAUGCCAUCUUCUGUUAUUCGGUGGCAGGUAGCCAUUAGUGUUGGGCCAGUAACCAAAAGGUUGCUGGAUCGAAUCCCCGAGCUGACAAGGUAAAAAAAAAUUGGUCGUUCUGCGUCUGAGCAAGGCAGUUAACCCACUGUUCCCCGGGCGACGAAGACAUGGAUGUCGAUUAUGGCAGCCCCCACCCACCUCUCUCAUUCAGAGGGGUUGGGUUAAAUGCGGAAGACACAUUUCAGUUGAAUGCAUUGUUGUACAAUCCCCCUUUCUCUAUUUACUGCUGUUUUCAGACCCAUAAAGCAUAUAGAGCGCCAAUACCACGGUACCACUCGUGCACCCGCCUCCACCCGUAGCUGUUAAUGGACAAACUGAGACUGCAUGCAAGUAAGUUGGCUAGUCAGGCAGCCCAAUGCCCAUUGGGUCCUUUUAUAGUUAGUAAAAAGCCAACACAUUUUGUGAAUGUUUUUCAUUCAAUUCAGCCUCCACUCUGCAUUAGUGAUCAAGACUGCUGAAAUACAUUUUAAUAUGUAAUCUAGAAAUUUUGGACACCAUUUGUUAGUAAUUUCCAUACUAAAACACAGUGGAAGAUUACAAGAUGUUAAAGUGUAAUGACAGUAGCAAAAAAAUAACAACAAAUGCCUUUCUGUAGGCCUAUCGUGCAAUCUGACAAUUGAAAGUCUAAAGUUGGGACCUGAAGAUGUAUGAUUGAGACAGUCAAGGAAAUGAACUUUGCUGACCUCAGGGCUUCAUUAUUUGCUAUUAAUUAAAAAAAAUACAAUAAGGUGCUAUCAAAAUACUGUAAAAAAUUAUAGAUAAUAUUGAAAUAGAAAUAUUUAAAAUGUGCUCAAUCAAUGGUCAGUAGAAAAGUUGCCAAGACUAAUAUUAAGGGUAGUUGGUAAAAUUAAAUCUAGUUCCAGAGUGGUGUAUUUGACAUUGUACUAAUAAUAUGUAAAUAGCUCAUGUAAGCUGGACCAAACUUCCUAACGUAUCGGAUUAAUUCAAACUAUGUACAACACACAAACUGCAAUGUAUGACUGCUCUGGGAAUGUUGUAGAAACUGCUUCUUGUCCUGUCUGUGUUUUUCAUCGGUGGAGGAAAAGUGAUUGCUGUAUCGUGCGUGUUUGUUAUUUCUCCUCAUUGAGUGUGUAUGUAGCCUAUUGUAAACCUUCCCUCUGAUCUUCAUGUUAACAGUACACCACCCUGAUGACGGACUUCGUGAAUCGUAUGUUUACCACCUCUGUGUUUACACCAUGUUGCACAUCUAAUAAAUGUUCACGAUUUUAUACAC